Messenger RNA from Protopterus annectens (West African lungfish), 3435 nucleotides. It is a transcript of the gene ZSWIM7, whose product is annotated as zinc finger SWIM-type containing 7. Gene Ontology annotation, molecular function: zinc ion binding. NCBI's taxonomy places the organism in Eukaryota, Metazoa, Chordata, Ceratodontiformes, Protopteridae. Gene Ontology annotation, cellular component: Shu complex. The transcript is spliced from 8 exons. Bases 423 to 908 code for a protein of 161 amino acids. The record is from RefSeq and is a predicted model, not a curated record. Gene Ontology annotation, biological process: double-strand break repair via homologous recombination.
UGUUCACACAUGCGCUAAUGUGAUCUAAUUUUUAGUUGUCUUCGAGUUGGCAAUCUGACUGAAACGCUUGUCAAUCACCGCGGGAACGCCUAAAGCUCAUCGGGAGUUAUAACACAAAAAUAUAAUCCAACAAAGCUGUAUUUUAUUCUCCCAUGGAAAAAAUACGGCCAGGAAGACAGAGAAGCCGGUGGCUAAAACAAGCACAUAUCUGAACAAGGAAGUUUCGCGUAAUAGUUACCUUUCCUCAAAGUUGUUUUCUGAAAAAUUAACGUAGGCACGCCCCCCGAAAUUUGCGUCCUCUACGUGAUUAUGGUCAAAAUUGGUCUUUGCUGAAGUGCAUUAAGCUGUGUUGCACAGAACAGAGAUGCGCACAAUGUUUCCCCACAGUUUGGUUCCACGAUGGCUUUUGUUGGUCUGUCUUCAUGAGUACAGAUAUGUUUAUAAGUCUUCCGUAUAAUAUCAUCCUAAGGAAGCAGGUAUUGGAGAUGGAUGCAGUGCUGCCAUCCGCUGCAGAGGAACUUCUGAGAGAGAUACAGAAGCAGUACCUGGAAACCAAGCAAAUUCCAGACGACUUACUCUUGGCGUUGAAAUUUAUGUUUGGACCUAUUGCUGUUCAUGCGUUGGACCUGGUUGAUCAACACUCAGUGACUCAAUUUGUAGCUCCCAGUGGGAGAGCAGUAUACCAGGUGAUUGGAAGCUCAGGCAGAGUGUACAGCUGUUUUUCCUCCUGCCACUACUGCUCAUGCCCUGCAUUUUCUUUUUCUGUUCUACGAAAGAAUGACAGUCUUUUGUGCAAGCACAUACUUGCUGUUUACUUAAGCCAAGCGACUGGAACUUGUCAAGAGGUUACUACAUCUGCUGGUCAUGUGACAGGAUUACUGCUUGCAAAAGAGGAAGACAACACAUAAAAGAUUUAAGUGUCAAAAGCCUUUUGUAAAUAGUCCUUUUCUUUGAGUCUGUUUAACUCUUAAUUCAUGAUGGUGAUAAGCUACUUGUGAACACAGAGUAAUACACAGCAUGAGUUUUUAUCGACUGGCAUCUCUGCAAAAUCUGUUUUGUUUAUUCAUGAUUGCAAAGUUGAUUGUUGGAAACUAGGUGAUCAUGGCUGAUGUUCUAGAGUAACAGUUUUGGAAGAAACUUUCCGAGUAUUUAAUAAUUUAUUAUUUGCUUUGAACAGUAGUGCAAUGCUUAACCACAAGUUCCUCUUUGGGGGUUAUUAAUUUGAUAAUACUUGAAUUCAUUAUUAGAGAAGCCACUUAAAAUGCAGUUGAGUGGUUUUGAAAUGGGAGAACUCAUAACUAGGAAAUGUAGUCGUUAGAUUGGUGAAACACACUGAUUUGGUUGCAAAUUCCAUCUUUCUAAAAUCUUGCUAUUUUAGCAUAGUUUGUUGUUUAAUAUUCAGUCAGUGCCAGAAAAACAAUUCUGGAAUUUGCUGAAUUAUGCAUAUCAGCAUUAAAUGCAAUUUUGGGGUUUUAAGAACUGACUGAUGCAUAAAGGAAUUUAUUGUGAAAGUUUACAAUUUCAUUAAUAUUUCAGAAUCUUUAAGCUGUACUAAAACCCUGAAUAACUUGAUGCUGAAGAAGGAAGUGCAGGAGAGGGAAAUACUUUUUUUUUAUUUUAGUUAUUGAAAUAUCUGCUUGCAGUAAUUUAAUAUCAUGGCAUUCACUGGCACAAAGCAGAGAAACCAGUCCUUGAUAAAAUACCAGUCUUUUGCAAGACACGUUCAUGUGCAGCAGGAACACCUGUGAGCAAUUUGAAUAUUCACUAGUUUGCCCACAACAUGUAAUUUGGAUGUGGGAGGAAACUGGAGAACCUGGGGGAAAAACGUAUGUAUGUAGUGAAGAUCUGCAAACUGUACAGAAGGCAAGCAAGCCAAGAGAUGAACUGGAGGAUCUAGUACUGUGACUCAGAAGUGCUAACUGUUGUGUCAUUGUGCAGCUUGGCUAUUUUAACCUUGUCUUUUGAGACAGCCUUCCUGGUUUCAUUAUUUAGUUAAGACCUUUAUUUAUCAAUAAUUCUUGUGACUUUGGCUGGUGUAAUUUGGACAUGAAGGCAAAGUUUAAAUGACCAAACCAAAAUGCCAGCUGUGGGUAAACCGAGCAUUACCUGCACAAGGAUAUGGAUUACAGCUGAUAUACUAUACAAUACAUACCUUUUUAAAUAAUGGCAUUGUAUAACAGAACGUACAGUCUUUGUCUUCUAACUACUACAGUGCAAGACUUCAAAUAAAGUUUUAUGAUCCUGAACAUUUUGUGACUAUGCUUGAACAGAAUGUACCUAUAGACCAUCUAAUUUUGUAUUUUCUUCUCUGUACAUUUGUAUGUUUUAGGGGGCCGCAGUAGCUGUGGUUCUAUUGUAAAUGUAUUAAUUUUUCUUGGUUAUAUUUUAUAUUUUAAAGUAAGUUUUUAAUGUCUUUAUCUUUUAAUUAUUCAUUUAAUUGCAUUUCAAGAUGUCCUGGAAUGCAUAACAACUAAGUAUUAGCCUUGCAGUUUUUAAGUUUUUUUUUUUUUUGGUGGUGAGGAUAUUAUAGAGUAGAAUCAAAUUGUUGUUUAUGUGCAGUGCUUCUUACUUUCUAUAGUUCUGUAUAGCAGACUGUAGUUUAGUCUUUGGGUGCUGGUCUUCUUUCCAUGAGUAGGUGGUCAUAUAUGCCUGUGUGCAUCAGUCAUCACUCACAUUUUUGAAUGUUAAUUGCAUUUCACUGCAUAAAUCUGAAUAAGUACUUUGUGAUAUCCUGAUUUGAGAUGUAGCUGUUUGGCAUUUCCUGUUAUGUUUCGGGAAAACAUCUCAAAAUGCCUUAUUGUUUAAAUGCUGUCUUCCGAAUUAGUAGAUUGGGGGUAAUUGUUAGGUUUUGAUAUUUUUAAAAUGUUAGCUAGAUGUCAUGAAAUAAUUAGACCCCUUUCAGAAACGUUUGCACACAUUUUGGUUUCAGAUUCAUAUGUUGAAUAGAUAAAUGUUAAUUUUGCUUGGUAGUUUUUUAUAGAGAAACCAAAGUUUAAUUUAUCACAGUUUCUUUUUAAUGUGUCUAAUUGUAUAUUCUAGCUUUUCUUUUGUUCAUAUAGGCAAAUGGGGAUGAUCUGAUUGUUGUCUUAAAAGCUGCUCACCUUACAUAUAUACAGAUAUGUGAAUCUUAUGGUAAAGAAUUAUAAUGUGUGUGUGUGUGUGUGUGUGUGUGUGUGUGUAUAAAAUGUUUAAUCUCUAGUUUACUGAAUUUAUAUAGGAUAAGUUUCUGUGACAUUGUAUUGCAUUAAACUGAUUGGGAAAUGACUGAAUUACCAUACUACAGAGUGGUAUUGAAAUACACAGCUGAAUGGUUUGCAAAUAAUCUCAGUGCAUUUUUAAUCACUUUCUGGAAUUUAGUAUGUAGCAAAAAGAACUGAGUGCUUAAAUAUGAUUUCUGGUCAUGUGAAUAAAAAUAUGUUCCUAAAGUACACAAUA